AUGGCUUUGGCAACAUACAUAGAUGGACAAACGCCAUUUCCUGAGUUCAGUGUUGUGGUGAUGUUGGAUGAUGUGCAAAUAACGUAUUAUGACUCAGCCACAUGGAAAACUGUCUAUCGCUCUCACAGUGAAUCAAAAUAUUACGAUGAAGAGCAAAGGGAUGCUGGUGUUGUAUUUCAAUAUAUAUAUAACAACCUGAAAAAUUGGGAAUUACAUUGUAAGGAUCAAUUAAAUAACACAGAUCACACAGGUGUACAUGUUACUCAGAGACUUGUUGGAUGUGAAUUAUUGAACAAUGAUGAACCAGGUUUGUUUAAGUCUUGGGAUGCUUUUGAUGGACAAAAUAUUGGGGAUCUCACAUUUGACAUGGAAAAAAAUGAAAUCCACAACACAAUGCAAUGGGGAAUAGCAUGGGAGCAAGGAAAACAGCUUCAUGUAAAGUACGUUCUUCAAAAUGUUUAUCACCCUAUUUGCAUUAAAACCUUGCGGAGGUACCUGAACAUGGAAAAGAACAAUGUCAUGAGAAAAGUGAAGCCCAGAGUCAGACUCAUGAAGAAGACACUCUCAGACUCUCAAGGGCUUCAGAUCAGCUGUCUGGCCACUGGUUUUUACCCCCGUCACAUUAACCUGACCCUGUUCAAAGAUGGUCAGCCUGUGGAUGAUGAUCAGAUCACAAGAGGAGAGAUUCUGCCCAACGGAGACGGAACGUACCAGAUGAGGAAGAGUUUGGUGAUCAGUGAAGAAGAGCUACGUGAGGAACAUAAAUACAACUGCACAAUGAAGCAUCUCAAUCUGGACAACAAACUGGACUUUACAUUUGAUGUGGCUGAAUCUGACCCAGGAUCAUCUUCGCAGUCUGUAGUUUUCAGUGUGCUGGUGUUCAUGUGUGUGGUUCUUUUCAUCAUAACUGCACUCAUCAUAUGGAGGAAGAGACGAGCUGCUGGACAAGGAUCUGAGACAUCACACAGUAAAUACUCGCCUACUCCAUGUUCUCACUCACUGAUGGCUUUGGCAACAUAUAUAGUUGGACAAACACAAUUUCCCGAGUUUAGUGUUGUGGUGAUGCUGGAUGAUGUGCAAAUAGCGUAUUAUGACUCAACCACGUGGAAACCUGUCUAUCGCUCUCACAGUGAAUCAAAAUAUUACGAUGAAGAGCAAAGUGAUGCUGGUGUUGUAUUGCGUGAUAUGUAUUAUGACAUGAAAGAUCGAGCCUUUUAUCUUAAGGAGCACCAAAAUCACACAGACGGUGUACAUGUUCAUCAGAGACUUGUUGGAUGUGAACUGUUGAACAGCAAUAAACCAGGUCAACUUCAUUACUGGGAUGCUUUCGGUGGACAAAAUAUGGAGGAGUUUAUUUUUGAUGUAGGAAAACACGCUAUCCAGAUAAAAAUGCCGUGGGUGAUAACAUGGGACCAACUAAAACGGGUUCAUGAAAACUUUAUGUAUGAAAAUGUUUAUCAUCCUAUUUGCAUUAAAACUUUGAGAAGGUACCUGAAUAUGGAGAAGAACAAUGUGCUGAGAAAAGUGAAGCCCAGAGUCAGACUCAUGAAGAAGACACUCUCAGACUCUCAAGGGCUUCAGAUCAGCUGUCUGGCCACUGGUUUUUACCCCCGUCACAUUAACCUGACCCUGUUCAGAGAUGGUCAGCCUGUGGAUGAUGAUCAGAUCACAGGAGGAGAGAUUCUGCCCAACGGAGACGGAACGUACCAGAUGAGGAAGAGUUUGGUGAUCAGUGAAGAAGAACUACGUGAGGAACAUAAAUACAACUGCACAAUGAAGCACCUCAGUCUGGACAACAAACUGGACAUUAUUUUUGAUGUGGCUGAAUCUGACCCAGGAUCCUUCAGUCAGUCUGUAGUUUUCAGUGUGCUGGUGUUCAUGUGUGUGGCUGUUGUCAUCAUAACUGCACUCAUCAUAUGGAGGAAGAGACGAGCUGCUGAACGAGGCUCUGAGGCAUCACAGAGUAAAUACUCCCUUACUCCAUCUUCUGUGGAUGAUGGAAAAGAAUCUAUGUAAGGCAUCCAAUUAAAAGUCAAGGGCAAUACAUGCAUACAGU
Messenger RNA from Sinocyclocheilus anshuiensis, 2056 nucleotides. RefSeq lists its product as uncharacterized. Gene Ontology annotation, biological process: immune response. The record is from RefSeq and is a predicted model, not a curated record. The coding region runs from base 1 to 2016 and encodes 671 amino acids. Lineage: Eukaryota; Metazoa; Chordata; Actinopteri; Cypriniformes; Cyprinidae. Gene Ontology annotation, cellular component: external side of plasma membrane. The transcript is spliced from 11 exons.